UGACGAGGCCCCGGAUAUGACGUCGCGUCACCGGUGCCGGCAAACAGCGAGCGCACGAGAGAGAGGUCACACAUGUAAAAUCAGUUGACAUUCAUCUUCAGUCAGUUAUCAGAUCGAUCUGUCUGAUUGAUCAUCAUGGUGUUCCUCACGCUCUCCUGCUGGAUCCGGAACCGCGGACCGGACCGGUACUGGAAAGUCCAGGAGCUCCUGAAGAACGCGCGGCAUUUCCGCGGCAGGAAGAACCGCUGCUACAGUCUGGCGGUGCGCGCAGUCCGCAGAGCGUUCAUUUACGCCAGCAAAGCGCGAAAAGCCAAACGACGCAAUAUGCGACAGCUGUGGAUCUCGCGCAUCGCCGCGGCCUCCAGAGAGCACCACAUGAAGUAUCCCGCGCUCGUUCACAACCUGCUGAAGAGCAGCGUCCAGCUGAACAGGCGUGUGCUGUGCGACCUGUCAAUCACAGAGCCGCGCUCUUUCCUCGCGCUGGCCAAACUCGCGCGUGCGCGCCAGCAGGAGGGGUUCAGAGCCGCGCUGGGCGACGGGAACGAGCCGCCGGGGGUUUUCUCCCGCAUCACACAGCUGUCCUGACCGACCAAUCCAUGUGUUCCUGUAAAUAAGUGUUGUUUGUGUGUGUUUAUGAAUACCAAUAAAACAUUUUCCUGUAA
Molecule: messenger RNA, 662 nt
Organism: Megalobrama amblycephala (Wuchang bream)
Lineage: Eukaryota; Metazoa; Chordata; Actinopteri; Cypriniformes; Xenocyprididae
Gene: mrpl20
Product: mitochondrial ribosomal protein L20
Exons: 4
Coding region: 136-585 (149 amino acids)
Biological process (GO): translation; ribosomal large subunit assembly
Cellular component (GO): ribosome
Molecular function (GO): structural constituent of ribosome; rRNA binding
Source: RefSeq, a predicted model, not a curated record